AUGGAGGAUUAUGAGUGCAGAGCAAUUAAUGGGGAAUAUAUCCAGUUCUCCAGCCUGAAAGAGCUUUAUGUGAACCACUUGGUGGCAGCAACGGAGUCCGAGGAGGAGGGUGAUGGGAUUUUUGUUGAGUACAACCGUGGUUGCGCUCUGCGAUGUUGGUUCAUGUUCUUGAGUUGGAUCAUCUCUUACUUCCACUACAUCCACAACUACGAUCUUGAUCCCUCUUACACUGACACCUUGCCCAGGAGUGCACGAUAUGUCCUCCAAAGGGGAAAUAAGAAAGUGAGGCCAUAUCGUGUAGACCUCGAUCAUACUGCUCACAAUGACAUCCAAUGGACGCCCUUCAGAGACUACGGUGAUGUUGUCCCAUUCGACCGCAUUGCAUUAUAUUCUGGAUGGUUGGCAUGUGGGGCCAACAGCAUGGUUAGAUAUUUGCCGGAGCGGUGCAUGAGACAGUUUGGGCGUGUUCAAAUGAUACCGAGAUCUCCAUUUGAGGCUACUCCUGACACCGUUACCUACCGAGAUCUCGCUAUUAUAUUUGAGGAUUGGGCGCAUCAUCUAGUAUCGGAGGAGUAUCGACGAAUGCGGGCCACUCAGAGCUGA
Molecule: messenger RNA, 603 nt
Organism: Vicia villosa (hairy vetch)
Lineage: Eukaryota; Viridiplantae; Streptophyta; Magnoliopsida; Fabales; Fabaceae
Exons: 2
Coding region: 1-603 (200 amino acids)
Source: RefSeq, a predicted model, not a curated record